This is a messenger RNA of Nicotiana tabacum (common tobacco), 1237 nucleotides long. Its product is annotated as ubiquinone biosynthesis O-methyltransferase, mitochondrial-like. NCBI's taxonomy places the organism in Eukaryota, Viridiplantae, Streptophyta, Magnoliopsida, Solanales, Solanaceae. The record is from RefSeq and is a predicted model, not a curated record. Gene Ontology annotation, cellular component: mitochondrion. Gene Ontology annotation, molecular function: polyprenyldihydroxybenzoate methyltransferase activity; 3-demethylubiquinol 3-O-methyltransferase activity. Gene Ontology annotation, biological process: ubiquinone biosynthetic process.
AACACGUUACACCAUAUUUUCGAGCUCGUCAGCCAUGGCUUCGAAACUCGUUCGUAACCGACUGAGAACCCUAUGCAGAAUCUCUCAACUCAGCAAUGCUCGUUUCAAUAAUAAACUCAGAGACCCCAAUUCCAACUUCCCUUCGUUACAUAAUCAAGUAAAAUGGCGAUCUUAUUCGGAAGUUUCUCAGCCAACUCCUAUAAAUCCUCCACCACCUCCAUCCCCUAAUCCCUCCACCACCUCUACAAGUUCUCUCAAUGAAUUUGAACUUGCUAAAUUCUCCGCCAUUUCCGAGACCUGGUGGGAUGCAGAAGGACCGUUUAAACCAUUACAUAUGAUGAACCCUACAAGACUUGCUUUCAUUAGGUCCUCUCUUUGUCGCCAUUUCAGGAAGGAUCCAAAUUGCACUAGACCUUUUGAAGGAUUAAAGUUUGUCGAUGUUGGCUGUGGAGGGGGAAUUUUAACUGAGCCUUUGGCUCGAAUGGGAGCUACUGUCAUGGGAGUUGACGCUGUGGACAAAAAUAUUAAGAUUGCUCGCCUUCAUGCGGAUUUGGAUCCAAAAGCUUCUUCAAUUGAAUAUCGGUGCACAACCGCUGAAAACCUGGUCGAAGAACAGAGACAAUUUGAUGCUGUAAUUUCUUUAGAGGUGAUUGAGCAUGUAGCAGAUCCUGCUGGAUUCUGCAAGUCACUAUCAGCAUUGACAAUCCCUGGUGGCGCUACAGUUAUAUCCACAAUUAAUCGUUCAAUGAGAGCAUAUGCAACAACGAUUGUUGCAGCAGAGUAUCUCCUACAAUGGCUUCCUAAAGGGACACAUCAAUGGUCAAGCUUUGUAACCCCAGAAGAACUAGUCCUUAUUCUUCAACGUGCUUCUAUAACUGUGCAAGAGAUGGCUGGAUUUGUAUACAACCCUUUGACAGGUCGCUGGUUUUUAUCUGAUGACAUCAGUGUUAAUUAUAUUGCUUUGGGAACAAAACCAGCCAAUAGCGAUGAAACUCUAGAUUAAGUUGCAAUAAAGUUGUCAAUUUUAUUCUGCUCUUAUCUCUUAAGCCAUCCUGUAAUUGUAUGUAAUCUCUUUUUUCCACUUUGUUGGAUGGUGAAUGCAAUGCCCAUCUGUUCUCACAUUUUUUGUUUUCCCUUGGAGGGUUUGAGCUAUGUAAUUUUUCUUUUUGAAUAUUCUGAAUUACUAGCAGACAUCAUGGUAUUGGGAAAUACAUCAAGUUAUAGGCAAAUUUCAAAA